AAUCUAAUAAUAUGCAUAUACUCAUCUAGAGAGAGACAGAGAAGAGCUAUCACGGGUGUGUCUUGAAAGGCCCUUAUUUCCACAGUUCUAGACAGACAGACAGACACAUAUUCCUCUCUCUCUACAUACCCGAGGUCUUCUUACCAAAUUAAAAAAUCAAAAUCCCCCCACCCACCCAAACAAAACCCCAAAAUCAGCAUACAAAUUUACUACACUUCCACUCAAAACCCUCACUCUCAAGAAGCUACUAUCUUACAAAGAAAGAAAGAAAUCUAUCAAUGGCGGCAAUGCUAGAGAAUUGCGAGAGCAUAAUGCUCUCACUAGAUUCUCAAAAACCAGUCCCUGCCCCAUUCCUGAGCAAGACUUACCAGCUGGUCGAUGAUCCCGCCACAGACCACAUCGUCUCCUGGGGCGAAGACGACGCCACUUUCGUCGUCUGGCGCCCCCCGGAAUUCGCCCGCGACCUCCUCCCCAACUACUUCAAGCACAACAACUUCUCCAGCUUCGUCCGCCAACUCAACACCUAUGGUUUCAGAAAAAUCGUGCCGGACAGGUGGGAAUUCGCCAACGAUUUCUUCAAGAAAGGGGAGAAGCACUUGCUGUGCGAGAUCCACCGCCGCCGCACAUCUCAGCCGCAAAUGUCAAUCGACGGCGGCGGCAAUCACCACCACCUCAGCCACCCAGCAUUCUUCCCUUACCCUUCCCGCGUCAGCAUUUCUCCACCAGAUUCCGACGAGCAGCAGCAGCACUACUCCUCUCCCCCUCCCCCUCCGCCGCAGCAUCCGAUCGCCGGAAUCAACUCCCUCAGCGCGCUGUCGGAAGACAACGAGCGGCUGCGGCGGAGCAACCACAUGCUGAUGUCGGAAUUAGCCCACAUGAGGAAGCUCUACAACGACAUAAUCUACUUCGUGCAGAAUCACGUGAAGCCCGUGGCGCCCAGCAACUCAUUCACCCCCUCUCUCUUCCUCUGCAACUCGAAGCCGCAGCCGCAGCCGUCGAGCGAGCUCAAUUUGCUGAGCUCCGGCAAGAAAGAGCCCGAGCCCUACCGCACGAAGCUGUUUGGGGUGCCGCUGCAUUCCAAGAAACGCCUGCAUUCCGAGUUUAAUUCAUCAAACAAGCCGAGGUUGGUGAUCGACAAGGAUGAUUUAGGGCUCAAUCUCAUGAGUUAGCAAUAAAGAUUAGAUUUUUAUUAGUAGUAUUAUUUAGUGCUCGUGAAUCUUGAAGCAGAAACCGAAUCUUGAGAUGGGAAAAAAAGUUUCUGUACAUAGAAUUGUAGGCAUGGUAUUAUGUUGCAGGUGGGUUUUCUAGUUAGAGGGAGAGAGAAGAUCAUAUUAAGGUUUUAAUCA
Messenger RNA from Salvia splendens (bonfire salvia), 1346 nucleotides. RefSeq names its product heat stress transcription factor B-4. The record is from RefSeq and is a predicted model, not a curated record. Gene Ontology annotation, molecular function: RNA polymerase II cis-regulatory region sequence-specific DNA binding; DNA-binding transcription factor activity. NCBI's taxonomy places the organism in Eukaryota, Viridiplantae, Streptophyta, Magnoliopsida, Lamiales, Lamiaceae. Gene Ontology annotation, cellular component: nucleus. The coding region runs from base 279 to 1169 and encodes 296 amino acids. The transcript has 2 exons. Gene Ontology annotation, biological process: regulation of transcription by RNA polymerase II.